This is a messenger RNA of Anisakis simplex (herring worm), 693 nucleotides long. NCBI's taxonomy places the organism in Eukaryota, Metazoa, Nematoda, Chromadorea, Rhabditida, Anisakidae. The record is from the annotation of a GenBank genome assembly.
AUGUUGAGAUCAAGUGUAACGCUGUUGUUGCUGUGCAUAUUUAGUGGAGAGGCGAUUGCGUCAAAAUCGAAUGACGAAAACGAUAUCCUGAAAGGGUAUUCAGCAAAAAAAUCGCUCUCUUCAGUUCAAACCUAUAUUGAGAGUUAUGGAAUACUGCUACCAGACGCUAGUCCGUUUGAAUUCGUCAGAGCUUUAUGUCGCCAGUGUUUUCCAUUCCAACUGCAAAAUUUAGCCAUUGAACAUUCAUCAAUUUUCCUCGAGCAUAUUUGUUCUGUUGCAGAAUAUCUUCCCGAUGAAUUGCGACAGUUCCUCGCUCAGAUGACAACUCAAGAGGUUGAAGUGUUUGAUUCAAUUGACUAUGGGAGCGUAAAAAAUGAAAAAGACUUCAUUGACAAGGUGUCCAAAAAAGAUGCUAAAUUAGCCGAAAAACUUCGGUUGGUUAACGAAACCAUCUACUCGAAAAUCAAUGCUCUUCCAGAACAAGCUCGACAAUACAUGCUCAAGACUAUUGAACGUGUAUCGUCGUUCGCUUCCGAGUCAUCAGUUGACGGAAUUUUCAAAUCAAUCAGAGGAAUCAUCAAAGAUUAUUCGAAACUUUCGAAAGAUGAUCAAAACGCACUUGUCACUGCAUUUCCUUGCAUUGGCGAAAUGAUGAAGAGUUGGUUUCUUCUAUUUUGGGAAUUUCUCAAUUAA